Colletotrichum higginsianum IMI 349063 is the source of this 1320-nucleotide messenger RNA. Its product is annotated as 26S proteasome subunit P45 family protein. The record is from RefSeq and is a predicted model, not a curated record. Lineage: Eukaryota; Fungi; Ascomycota; Sordariomycetes; Glomerellales; Glomerellaceae. The transcript has 4 exons. Gene Ontology annotation, molecular function: proteasome-activating activity; ATP hydrolysis activity; ATP binding. Gene Ontology annotation, cellular component: proteasome regulatory particle, base subcomplex. The coding region runs from base 1 to 1320 and encodes 439 amino acids. Gene Ontology annotation, biological process: proteasome-mediated ubiquitin-dependent protein catabolic process.
AUGCCUUCCGCUACCGGCCAAAACUGGGAGAAAUACCAGAAGACCUACGCCGACGACGAGGUUGAGGAGAAGAAGAUUACACCAUUGACCGAUGAAGACAUCCAAGUGCUGAAGACCUAUGGCGCUGCUCCGUACGGCGCCGCCAUCAAGAAGCUCGAGCAACAGAUCAAGGAGAAGCAAACAAGCGUAGAUGAGAAGAUUGGUGUCAAGGAAUCCGACACGGGUCUUGCCCCUCCUCACCUGUGGGACGUAGCAGCAGACCGGCAACGCAUGUCGGAAGAACAGCCUCUCCAGGUCGCCCGGUGUACGAAGAUUAUCCCCGACGAGAAGGACGACUCCAAGAGCAAAUAUGUCAUCAAUGUCAAGCAGAUCGCCAAGUUCGUCGUCCAGCUCGGCGAGAGAGUGAGCCCCACGGAUAUCGAGGAGGGCAUGCGGGUUGGUGUCGACAGGAACAAGUACCAGAUUCUUCUGCCGCUUCCGCCCAAGAUCGAUGCCAGCGUCACGAUGAUGACGGUCGAGGAAAAGCCGGACGUUACAUACGGAGAUGUUGGUGGAUCAAAGGAGCAGGUUGAGAAGCUGCGAGAGGUCGUUGAGAUGCCCCUCCUCUCGCCGGAGCGGUUCGUCAACCUCGGCAUCGACCCCCCGAAGGGUGCCCUUCUGUACGGACCUCCCGGUACUGGCAAGACCCUUUGCGCCAGAGCCGUUGCCAACAGAACGGACGCCACCUUCAUUCGCGUCAUCGGCAGUGAACUGGUCCAGAAGUACGUCGGUGAGGGUGCGAGGAUGGUGCGCGAGCUUUUCGAGAUGGCACGGACGAAGAAGGCCUGUAUCAUCUUUUUCGACGAAAUCGACGCCAUCGGUGGUGCCCGUUUCGAUGACGGUGCCGGCGGAGAUAACGAAGUCCAGAGAACCAUGCUGGAGCUCAUCACGCAGCUCGACGGCUUCGACGCCCGAGGCAACAUCAAGGUCAUGUUCGCCACCAACAGACCCUCCACUCUCGACCCCGCUCUGAUGAGACCGGGACGUAUCGACCGUAAGAUUGAGUUCUCUCUGCCCGACCUCGAGGGUCGUGCCAAUAUUUUGCGUAUCCACGCCAAGAGCAUGUCGGUCGAGCGCGAUAUCCGGUGGGAGCUCAUCUCCCGCCUGUGCCCCAACGCCACGGGUGCUGAGCUUCGCAGUGUCUGCACUGAGGCCGGCAUGUUCGCCAUCCGUGCCAGGAGAAAGGUGGCGACGGAGAAGGACUUCCUCAGCGCCGUCGACAAGGUCAUCAAGGCCAACCUCAAGUUCAAUUCGACGGCCAGCUACAUGCAAUACAACUAA